CAGUUGGCUGCAGCAUCAAACGACUGUCCCCCACUACAAUACUAUAAUGGUGCAUCAUGUGCACCAUGCUCAACGUGUCCUCGAGCAUUCGGUGUUAAGACCCAAUGUUCAGCCCUGAAAGAUACAGAGUGUCAAGAGUGUUGGCCUGGAUAUGAUUAUUCAGGGACAAAUGAUAUGACGCCGUGUAUUAAGUAAGUCAGAACUAACGCAAUAGAUGCAUUCAGUGUUAUGAGAUUGUUGGCGAGUUUAUGUCCUUGUAUUGUUGCUUGAGGUUGUUCAUUCUACUCCGAAGAUCAUGUUCAGUUUCAAAUACUGUAAUGAUAGACUGCGAAUAAUACGCUCAUUUUUUCUCAGGGAUAGUAAAGUGAGCGAGAUACGUCAGAGCGCACGUGAUUUUUUCUUCCUAUUAACCCCCUGACCAACCCCGAAGCCCCUUGCAAACGGACGCAACAUUGUUGGCCAAGGCCUUUCAACAUUGUUGGAUGAUACUACUUAUUGUGUCCCUUUGCACAUCUUGUUGCAUGUUGUUGCAUCUGUUUGGACACCAUUGCAACACUUGCGGCAACCAAGUUUGGAGUUGUUGCCUCCGUUUGCACUUAGCUUAACGGCCUUCCCUCCGCGUGUAGCCUCUCAUAUAAAAAUGGUAAUUCUAAGAAUGUUGGCGUCAUUUGCUCACUAUACUACCAAAAAGGAAAGCCGGUCAGGGUUUACUCAAAUACUGUCUCACAGAUAGUUACAAUGAAGAAAUAACAAGAUAUCCAGUUUCACUCUUCUCUAGCCUUUUCCAAAUCUUUUCUUAACUUUGAUUUUUCCCCAAAAAUCAUUUUCAGGAGCCUUUUAACACCAGGGUCUUUCUUCGUUUCACAGAUGUAUUAACGACCAUUCAAAUUGUCCCGAUGGAAAUUUUAAGGUGAUAAGGAAGUGUACAAUAUAUUCUCCAACUCUCUGCAGUGGUUGUGACGAGGGAAACUAUUUCGAUAAUAGUACAGGAUUAGACGGGGGAUGUGUGGAGUGUUCAAAGUGCGCCAUUGACGAAGUGGAGACACAAAAGUGUAGCACUGCACAUGACCGAAAAUGCGAAAAGAAGCCAUCGACUACGAGUGAAAUAUGGGCCCCAAGUAAGUAUAACUAAACGCAAACAAAGGAAACUGGCAUAGUCUCUCCCUUUUCUGUUUAGUCUUUGCCCACUUUCUAAGUUCACUUCCUGAUGGAGACAGGUAUCUUGCUCUUUAAAUUAUCAGUCAUUCAAAAAUAUAUUCUCCUUGUCUGAUUGGCUCAAAUCUUCCAGCUAAUUCUCUAUAACCAACUAGCGUUGACCAAAUUUGGAAGACGUUUGCGGUAUCGCGUAAUUAAAAAUGACGUAAUAUGAAUAGCACAUGAGAUUGUCAGAGAAAGUGACAGUAGCCUAGAAGCCCUGAGGACGAAGUUGAGUUAGCUUUGAUGUUUUGGUAGAGCUGGAGAAUAUGGCAGAAAAUUGUACACUUUUUUAAAGAAGUAACGUUGUGCCUUUAAACUUAGUAAGAAUAGCGAAAAUAUAACUAGACGGUUGGUAACAGCUGCUUGAGUAUAAAUAGCUAGACUAAACAUCUCUUAGCUUUCUAUCCUGAGUUUACCAGGGAACGGGCAAAUGAAGAAGGGAACUUAACCGACCGAAAAAUCCACCGGCGUCAAAAGCUUAGUACCCAUAUUCCCUGGUCGGUUUUUGGGGUGGGAAAUGUCGAUAUUUCAUAAGUAUGGCCGCGGCGAGUAGAGCAAAGUCUUUGAAAAUGUUUAUAAUCGUGCUGGUAAACGAAAGCCUAUGGGAAAAUCACUGUCAAUAUGCCCUGGUCACCUACAAAUUAACGAGAGAAAUCGUCAGUAAAUCGUGACAUGAAAGAAAGAGUGUAUAAAGGUUUCUGCAGCCAAAUUUUUAGGUUUUCGUUAUAAAGACGAAACGCUCCUUAAAAUCUUGUAAUUGAAAGUACGGCUACUCCAUGUCCUCCAACUUUCUACCGGCCCCUUUAGAGUAGCUACCAAUUACAAUUAAAACUUUCGAGACGAUCAAGACACUGAUCCCAUUCAGAUAAAUUGUUUUUUAGGGCAGCGCCAAAUGAACAAAAUACUCUUCUAAAAUAUAGAGAAAACCAGUAGAACACGUUUGACGUUUUAUCUUAACAACCUAAGUUUUAUUUGCUUGACUAUAUAUGAAGUUACAGUAUUGUAAAAGCUUUACGAUAAAGUUACAAUUAAUACUAAAAAUUGAUAGGUAUAAUAAGACAAUCAAUGAUUACAAUGCAAAACAUUUAAAACAUUCGGUCGUUGGGUGCUCCUGAUAUUCAUACCACUGAUCUGUCGGCAUCAGGUACAGCUGCUGGUCAAACAGAAAUCACCGAAAAGACACCGAGCGUUUCCAGUAGCAAGACUAUUGAUUGGAUUGAUUGGACACAGGCCUCCACUACGGAACCUUCUGAUCCUGAUCCCGAAGAGAGAACCUCAGGGAGCAAAAAAUUAGUUCAGUGGGGACUUGUAUCCGGUUCCCUAGCAUUACUGGCUGUCGUUGUUGCGAUCCUAUUAUGUUGGAUUAGAAGAAGAAGAAAAAGAAGAAGAAGGGCACGUAAGAAGAACAAAGAAUCCAAUGGUUCGGCUCAUCAGUCCACCCCAUUAAUGCAGCAGCGUAAGUAAAUAAAUAACAAGAGAACAUUAAGGGCAUCUAAUUUUCUUAUUUUCUUUUUGUGAAGCGUUUAAUAUUGAAAGCAAAUAUAAAUUACUCGUUAUUUCACAUUAUACAGUCAAAAAGAAUCAUUGUGGAGGGUCACAAAUAUUUGAAAGACCCGGAGCAAGGGUGGCGCAGUGGUGAGAGCACUCGCCUCCCACCAGUGUGGCCCGGGUUCAAAUCCCGGCGUCGACGCCCGGGUUGAGUUUGUUGUUGGUUCUCCCCUUUGCUCCGAGAGCUUUUUCUCCGGGUACUCCGGUUUUCCCCUCUCCUCAAAAACCAACCUCCAAAUUCCAAUUCGACCAGGAAUCAGGUAGACGAAGAACUACUAUGUGGAUGUGCUACCUGCAAAUCGUUAUUUAUUUAUUUAUUUAUUUAUUUAUUUAUUUAGACAAUACUUGGUUAAAUAUUAAAUGGUAAGAAAUAAGUCAUAAGAAAUAUCUUUGUCAGACUUAGUAAAACAUUUUGAACUAUUUUCAGAUAAAUGCAAGUUGUCAGUGAGUGUGUUUUUGAGAACAUGGGAACUGUUUUUUUCCAAUUAAGGGAAUACAUUUUUCACUGAGGAGCCAGAGGUACGAGAAGGUCAGCUGAAAUAGUGAGAUUUGAGAUAUUUCGAAGACUUUUACGGCUAAUGUCAAUCUACGUGACGGCCUAAAAAAGGGUAGGCAGUUUGACGGCUGUCGGUUGACUGCUAUGAGACCCCAUGAAAACCAUAUGAAACGGCAGCCAUGUUGGUGUCCCAAACCAAUUUAAACCUUUUUCUAAUUAAAUAAUAUAAACUUUUUUGUUGAAAAAAAUUUGCGUAACUGCUGGCCAUGUGAGUGUGAAAAGAUUAAGGCUCCAUAUGAACCAAACCAAGCAUAUUCUGACUAUAAGAUUGAAUUCUGAAUCAACUAUAAGAUGGAUUCAAGGUAAGACAACGCUAUAAGUUCAUGCUUAGAGAGCGUUCGGUCUGACUCACAACUAAACUUUCUGUUAAUCGAUUCACUUAUAGGAAUAGAAUCAACAACUUUUUUAAAAACCGUAAAAUUCCUUACCCUUUAGUUGCCAAUUUUAUACAAAUUCUAGGCCCUCAAUAUUCUUAAAAAAUCUUUCUUUUCACUUUAUUAUUUUUUAAAUUUCAUAGCCGAAAGAAAUGUUAACGUUAUCACAAUAAUAUUGUCUUUAUUUUUCUUUUUUCUUUCCUUCUUAGAUGGGUUGGAUACAUUAAUUUCAAGUAUCAAAACUGCUGAUAGAAAGUUCAUAACCAUGCACCUCAACGAAAAGGAUACUCAUGGUAAAUUUCCUUUUUUUUUUUUUUUUCAAUUUUUAGGGUUUAAUGCUCUCUUUAUGGGUAUUUUCGACGAAAUUGUCGCGAUGGUCGCUAUAUGUUUGAUGAAACGACGAUCGUAGAGAUUAAUUAAGUGAGCGAUGGCAUUGCAAUUCUGAUCAAUUUUGACGGCGUUAGUCUUGCGAUGACGGCAAAGAAUCUCCAAAAAGUGUGAUAAAAAGUUCAGGGUUAUUGUUUUCCUUAUUAAAUCCGUUUUUCUUUUAAUUCUCUCGUUUCGUCGUCGUCGUCAAUUCAUGCGACGAUUGUGUUGAAAAUAAGGCGGUGAUUUGAUGGAAGCUCGCGACCAAAAAAUGUACCCAUAGAGAGGCCUAUGUUUUAUGCGAUCAGAUACCACUUUGUUAAAGCUACACUUACACAGUUUGCAGUGUGGAGAGCUGAGAAAUGAUUAAGUCUUGCGGGCUGUCAAGGUCUUACAGAAGGUCCCAAUUACGUUAUUUCUGGGGAACACUCAUCGUAUAGGAAAGUCACAGGGGUCAAACGGAUUUUUUUUUCUUAGUACUAGACAGUGUGUACUUAGUCUUGUUGGACUGAUUGGUUCUAUAUUCCCAAUUUAUACAUUAUAACUUGUUGCUCCUACAGUUCCGCUUCCCUCAGUCCUUUAAGCUCUUAAAUCCCAGGCUUUAAAUAUUUAAAUAAUUCCUCUAUACAGUAUAUAAUGACUCGAAAUGCAGAUAAUACACAAGGAUUUUUAGAGUUGCCGGCUGCAGUAAGUAAAGUAUCUGUGCAGCUGAAGAGGUUUCAUUCGCAUUAUUCAAAUGUCUUUGCACUCAACCAAGAUUCCUCGUAUAUUUAAAUACUUUAAGUUGUACUCUUUUCAUUUUAGGGUAUCACUACUGGAAAUUUGUUGCCGACCACGUUGGAUUAAAGGAAGAAAAAAAAAACUGGGAACAAUCGGAUAAUCCAGCAGAGAAAUUUCUACACGCGUUCUCUGUGAAGGAACACAGCACAAUCGGAAAGCUCAUUGAGGCGUGCGGAGAAGAGGCUGGUCUGACACUCCUUGUUAGUGAGCUGAAAAAAAAAUUUUCAGCAGCAAACCAGAGUGGAAGCGUUGAAAAUUUGGCUCCGAACGGAUCUACAUGGGUGUAA
Porites lobata is the source of this 5108-nucleotide messenger RNA. Lineage: Eukaryota; Metazoa; Cnidaria; Anthozoa; Scleractinia; Poritidae. The record is from the annotation of a GenBank genome assembly.